AUGUUGUAGAGUUAUUAAACAAAAUUUAUUAUUCGAAUUUAAUUUAAUUUAAGGUUAUAUGAGAGAAAACAACUUAUAGAAUACAUUUUGUCAAUCUAUUCCAUGCAUUAUUAGACCAACUUUAUAAAUGAAAAAACCAUUAUUAUGGUUGAAUAAUUAAUAUAAAGAAGAAGAAUAUUAGAAGAUAUCAAAUUACCUUAAUCAGUUAUCAUUUUAAUAUUGAAAUUUUUAGUUAAUAGAAAUUAUUUCAUUAAACAAUUUCUCUUUACAUUCUAUUCAAUCUUAAUAUAAUUAGAAAUUUUUAUAUGA
Molecule: messenger RNA, 309 nt
Organism: Paramecium pentaurelia
Lineage: Eukaryota; Ciliophora; Oligohymenophorea; Peniculida; Parameciidae
Source: the annotation of a GenBank genome assembly